Episyrphus balteatus (marmalade hoverfly) is the source of this 934-nucleotide messenger RNA. RefSeq lists its product as uncharacterized. The coding region runs from base 42 to 917 and encodes 291 amino acids. The transcript is spliced from 2 exons. Lineage: Eukaryota; Metazoa; Arthropoda; Insecta; Diptera; Syrphidae. The record is from RefSeq and is a predicted model, not a curated record.
GACACUGUAACCCGAUAACAGAAACUUUAGAACUCGAUAAAAUGCACAAAACAGUGGACAAAUGGAUUUUUUCUUCAUCCGACUCACCCAUUCCUCCCUUUGCUGUCCUCGGAGGACAAGAUCUUGAUGGUUCACCAAUCUAUGUUGGUCGUGCUUUCCACGAAGGUAUUAAUUUACCAGCAAAAGUCGUUCCCAGUAAAAACUGUGCUUAUGUCAGCUGGGGAGGUCGUGAAAUACAAAAGACUGACUAUGAAGUUCUAGUUGGCGAGGAAUACGUAUUUAUUAAACCCGUCAUUAACACAAUCCCCAUAAAUGCAGUUCGAGUUGGCAGCACAGUUGAAGGGGACCCACUCUAUAUUGGACGUGGUAUUUGGGAAGGAAAUGAGACAGUUGGUAAAAUUCAUCCACCCAAUCGGUGCUUAUUUAUUCCCUUUAAUGGAGAAGAAGAAACUUUGGAAACUUUUGAGGUCUUAAUUCGUGAAGAAAAACACGUUUGGGUGCCUGGAACUUUAGAUCAUGUUCCACCAUUUGCAGUUAUUGGUGGCGAGGAACAAAAUCACAUAAUCUAUGUGGGUCGUGCACACCAUGAAGGGGAGACUCUUCCAGCUAAAAUUAUACCUGCUACAGGAAGUGUUUACGUUAGUCGGGGUGGCCAUGAUGUGUACAAAAGUGAAUUCGAAUAUUUGGUAGGAAUGGGUUAUACUUGGGUUUAUGGUAUCGUGGAAGGUUUUGACAUUCCACCGGGAGCUGUAUGGACUGGGCACACUCAGGAUGGUGAAAAAGUUUAUGUGGGACGAGGCCAUUAUCAUGGCUCAUUGACUCCAGGAAAAGUUCAUCCUGGUUAUCCGAAGCUCUUUAUACCAUAUGGUGGAAAGGAAGUCAAAAUGAAGGAUUUUGAAGUGCUUACUAGGAGAUAAAUAAAUACUGUAACUUA